GCCACAUCAUCGUUCAGACAAGCCAAGAGAUGGACACGUAUACAUAACAAACGCUUUAUUGUUGACAAAUUAUGUAGCGCACUUUUUUCACGGAUACCCGUUGAAUUAUACAUUCGGAAUCGACAAAUGACCUCAAAAUGACUACGCUUCAGCCUCAGACGAUUGUGAUAAAAACGCUGUCGGCUCGGACGCCGACGACGUUGACAGUGUCCAGUAAAAUCGAGCAAGAUAUGCUGGACGACCUGUACGGGGACGGGCAGCGGAAACGCCGCCGCCUUACACACCUGUCCCCGGAUGAGAAGAUGCUUAGAAGAAAACUGAAGAACAGAGUGGCAGCUCAGACAGCGAGAGAUCGUAAGAAGAAUUUUAUGUCUGAACUUGAGGAACAAGUUGCACUGUUACAAGAGGAGAAUCGCAAACUUGCUAGAGAGAACCAGUCCUUGAAGUCAGAGUCUGGUUCCCUGCAGCAUGAGAACGAGAAACUCCGUGGGCGACUGUGUCAGCUUAGUGGUGCGUCAAGCGAGGUAGAGGCGGGGCGAUCUGCAGUAUCAACUGACCUUCAGCAGCGAGGCCAAACCCUGCCUGUAUCUUGCUUGAUGAACACAAACGCAAUACAGAUGCUGACAUUAAGCCUGACAGUCUUGUUAGCCUGUUGCCGGCAAAGUGCAAGCCCACUUGGCAAAGUUCCGACAUCACGGUCACGCCCUCGACCAUACCCUUCCCCGUUACAGAGGCCGACCAAACAGAUGAGAGCCCAGUGGUGGGGCCCACAGCAACAGAGCUGGAAUCCUUCAAAGAACUGAUUCAGUUUGACCAUGUGUAUUUUAAGCCUCAGCCCAUGGGCAAGAUUGACUUGAAUGGUCAAGCUAAACUCAUUUCGUCAGUUUUGAAUAAAAGUAAUGAUAAAAAUUCAUUGCUGAAAAAAGAAAGUGCAAAAAAUUAUCUGAAAAAUGUUCAAAUAAUCAUCACAUCAGAUGAGUUGAAUAGCAAUAGUGACAAUGUUGCAGAAGAGAAGGUCAACAAUCAGGUUUGUAAAAAUGAAAAUGUGUUUGAUAUUGACUUUUUGAAAACAGAGCCAGAAAAUGAAAUAGACUCUGACAUGCUUACAGAUUUGAACUUUGACCUCUUGGAAGACUUGGAAAAAAUUCUCAAAGCUGACUCUGAUGGUCUGUCUUGUCCAGGAGACGAUACACUUAUGACCUCACAGGAAAAUGAUCAUGUAAAAACUGAACAGCCAAGAGGCACAAAGCGAAAAAGGAGUGUUAAUGAAAUUGGCGCCAUAGUUGACGAUCUCAAAUCAGUGGAAGUCCCAUCAUCACCUGUGAAACUUGAGCCCGUGGACUCAGACUAUUCAAGUUUAGGAGUUCCUUCCCCUUACAGUGCUUGCUCUCCUUACAGCAGUGUAGACAUUGCCUCCCCUGAACCAGUAGAAUCCCCAUUGGCAGACACCUUCUGGGAAGAAUCAUUCACAGAAUUGUUCCCUGACUUAAUGUAAUAGCCUGUAAACUCAGUUGACCUCAGGUUUCAUGGGGUUCAAAAAUAUGAACAGCUCGUCCAAUAUUUUGUUGGUCAUAUCAUGUUCCAUAGAGCUAAAUCUUAUAAGCUUGCAUCUUUGUAAAUGAAAUUCAUCAAAUCUUCAAAUUUAAGUAUCUCUGCUACUUAAUGCAUCAUAUUUAUUUGUUCAAAAUGAGCAGUCAUACCAGUAGUGGAGUUAUUCAUUCUCAGUGGUGGUGGGCACAGCCACAAUGAUUUUAGGAGGCCAACUUGUACGUCUCUUUUAAUGACAAUAUUGUUAUGUAUGUUAUUUAUUUGAUUUUAUUCAUGAUCUUUUCCUGUGAUGUAAAUAAAAAAAACAUGGACUGAUCCUUAAAAUAG
Messenger RNA from Mya arenaria, 1875 nucleotides. RefSeq names its product X-box-binding protein 1-like. Bases 138 to 803 code for a protein of 221 amino acids. The transcript has 3 exons. The record is from RefSeq and is a predicted model, not a curated record. Gene Ontology annotation, molecular function: RNA polymerase II transcription regulatory region sequence-specific DNA binding; DNA-binding transcription factor activity, RNA polymerase II-specific. Gene Ontology annotation, cellular component: nucleus. Lineage: Eukaryota; Metazoa; Mollusca; Bivalvia; Myida; Myidae.